Molecule: messenger RNA, 2663 nt
Organism: Macrobrachium nipponense
Lineage: Eukaryota; Metazoa; Arthropoda; Malacostraca; Decapoda; Palaemonidae
Exons: 10
Coding region: 474-2228 (584 amino acids)
Source: RefSeq, a predicted model, not a curated record
AAAAGGCAGCCUUCUUCAGUUGCCCGCCAAACGUGGAAUGAACAAGUCCUGACUGUUCUUUAGUACCGUGUUGCGUGGACUCGUGUGACUUACUAAAAACGAUAGAGAAUUGUUUGAAAACAAAACUGAAUUCGGAAGGUGCGGUACUUUGUAUACACUGAUUUAGUGAGAGCAGCUACAAGUGCACCAACUGGAACGUUAAGCGUCGACUGAAUAACUGCAAUUUUCUGUCAAUUACUAAAAAGUAUUGAAUUAUAAAUUCCGAAGUCAUAUAACAUAACAAUUCAUAAACUCAACGCGAAGGAGGUGAUGUUGUGUGCAAGACUUGAAAUUUGCGUGCAGUGAACUGUGAAAAUCCCGACAUCUCAAAACGAGAGCUAAAUUUUAAAAAUCAGAUCAUGAAUUUCACAAGUGACAAGUGGCAAUAAAUCCAAGUGUUCAGUCAAGCCAAUGAAUAACUGAACUAUACAAACAUGCUGCAUCUCAGUGAAAUCCCCAAGGGCACAGGAGCGAUAGGCGGGUGGCGCUGGGUGUGGACUGCAACGGCUGUCUUCUUCUUCGCCAUUUGCCUCACCUCCAGCAGCGCCCUCUCCGAGAGGCAAAGUCCGUCCUCCCCACACUACAGACGAAGGGGUAACGACAGACACCUCGGGUCUCCAGCAAUAACCACAACCAUCAUUGCUGUGCAAGAGAGUCGUCUGCCACCACUCGCAGACGACGCUGACGAGGAGGAACCUCUGGCGUUCACCACUUCCCCAGCCCCUGCCGACACCCUCAACAGUCCUCUUCAAGUUUCUUACCUCCCCGUGACCCCCAGCAUUUCCCCUACCUCCAGAGGGACGGUCCAGGGGAAGGCAUUCGUGAGGCCCCUUCGAAGGAGGUUCAGUCAGAGAAACCAACAGCUACUCAACAAAAGGCCCUACGACACCAGAGGCCCCUGGAAGAGCGACAGCGAAAGGGGCUUACUGAGGUGGCCGCUGCAGGUCCUACAAGAGGUCAACGGAAAUCACCCUAAAAAGGACACCAACGCCGAGGACACCGACAGAACCUUACGUUGGUGGGUGACCAACGAGCCCCAACUGACACUGACGGCCCCUGAGACCACCCAAACCCAGAGGCCUCAAAGGUACAACGUCCAACAAAUUCAGAUUCCGCGGACGACCCACAUCAUCAGCCAGGGGAGUCAGGAGAGAGACGCCCCAUUCCAUAACCAGCUGGAGGAGAGCCAGCAAGUGGAGGGACCUCCCCCUCGAGCGACCCCUCCGUCUUCCUCUCCCACAAUUCAGCCUCCUCCUCCUCCUCCUCCUCCUCCUUUCCCCGCACCCACGACGCUGGCCGAGGACCCAGCUGUCCUGCAAGCCCCACACGACCUCCUAACAAUCAAUGACCUCAGACAACCCCGAUGGUUCACGCUGGAUCGCUUCUUCAGGAUGAUCACAGUGGGUGUUGACGGGGAGUGCGAGGGCGGGGAAGGGCGGCUGGGUGUUUGCAUGCUCGAUGGGGCGUGUCGAGGCGCCGGAGGCACGCCUACCUCUUCCUGCAUCUACGGAUACGGAAACUGUUGCAUAGAAUACAAAGCCAGCUGUGGACUAGAUGUCCGAGCUAACAGGACCUACUGGGUUUCUCCACCUACAGGAACCCACCCAGUGGUCACUAGGGGUGGGUCAUGCAUCCUGAGAGUCUUCAAGACGUCGUCAAACAUCUGUCACAUCAGACUCGACAUGAGGUUAUUCAAGCUGCUGGGUCCACAGCAAGGAAGCUGCCUCCGGGACCGAUUGGUUGUAUCUGGUCACAACAUCAAUGCCUUCAUCCCAAAAAUAUGUGGUGAAAACAAAGGCCAACAUAUGUAUAUAGAUGUUGACACAGUAAUUGGUCCAAUUGAACUCAACAUCAACACUGUAGGAGAUGGCUUCACAAGAAACUGGGAGAUUCUGGUAACUCAGAUUCCAUGUAGCAGUCCUCAAAGGCCCCCCGGAAACUGCCUCCAGUACUACACAGGACCACAAGGCACCUUCUCUUCCUUCAACUACCUACAAGGUGGCCCAUCUCAAUACUUGAAUAAUCUCAACUACGCUGUCUGUCUGCGCAAGGAAGCAGGAUUCUGCUCCAUUGUAUAUGAAAACAAAGUGAAUGGAGUUAAACAAGACUUCGAAAUUGUUAAUUUCAGGAUUGGGCCUACAGGUUUAGCGACUUCAGUGGUGCCUGUAGGAGAAGCGGCGUUGGUCUAAUACCAGUGCCCUGAUGAUUACCUGGUAAUGGCAGGGACCAGACUUUGUGGAGAUCGUCUCAAUGAUGGAUCCACAAAUCCACAACCAACAAACAGUGCCCCAGUUACAGAUUCUACCAACGGUCCAUUCACUGUACAGUUCAUCACCAAUACUGAGAGCGUAGGACAAGGUUUCAGACUACAUUAUCAGCAGUAUCCAUGCUAAUCAAACCACUGUAAAUAUUACAGUAAGCCUAAAUGUGAUAAACCUAGUGAUACUUGAAGAUAUUUAUAAGCUACUUCAGUAACCUGUUUAUGUCCCAUUUCACAGCAGUACAAAGAUUGGUUUAAUUUCUUAGACGUAUAAUAAAUAGUUAUGCCAGUAAAGUUUAGCCAUAUGGAUUAAGUCCACUGUAUCAUACAUGUUCAUUACUUUUAAAUACAGUUUGGGUAGAUC